This is a messenger RNA of Aureobasidium musti, 1135 nucleotides long. NCBI's taxonomy places the organism in Eukaryota, Fungi, Ascomycota, Dothideomycetes, Dothideales, Saccotheciaceae. The record is from the annotation of a GenBank genome assembly.
GAUGCCUGCAAAGAUUGACACUGAGCUCAAUCUGCGAUUUCUGUACAUCUGCUUCAAGCACUCAAACUUCAGUACGAUCAAAGCUCCCGCUGCUCGCAUGCGCUUGAUGCGUCUUCGUCAAGCACUCGAAGCAGAGUCUAGCAAAGAAGGCUUCAAGGAGAAGGACCGAAAGCGUCGACUCAACCCGUUCAAAGCCAAGGACAAGCUGUACGCUCAUGAGGGCGAAGAUGAUGAUGAUGAAUCUCUUGAUGAUGUGCCAUUGAUGCAGCGUCUCCGCGCCCGCAUGAUGCGCAUCAAGCGUGAGGAAGGAUUGAUGAUCAAGAAUGAAGACGGCACCUUGAUCAAGGAUGAAGACACUGCAAUGAUCAAGAACGAGGAAUAUGACUUCUGGGGCAANAAGGAGGAAUGCGAUGAUGAGCAGGAGGANGGGGUGGUCAACGCCGGAGCUCGUGAAGUUGGUGACACUCCCUACUUCAAGAACCAGACCAACGAGUCUCAUCCCAAUCUGCAGGAAGAAUCCACUCCCGUCGACCUGGGAGGUGUUGUCAAGUCUGGAGCCACCAGCUUGGCCUACGUUCCUUCCUCAGUUGAGCAGCAUGCACUUGCACCAUAUCCUAACUCAAAUGGAGGUGCAUACCUCGGUCCAGCCAAGAUGGAACGCAGAGACUAUGGCUAUGGAGACGACCAGCACACACCAGCUCAUCCUACCAACGCCGCUCCCUUCAACUUCCGUACCUACGGCCACGCAAACACUUCGAGCCCCUAUGUUCAAGAGCGCAGCGACAUCAGCAAGCCAGAACACAUCAACAACCAUGGUCACCCUUCUCCCUACCACGGCUACAACCCAAUCCCUCGUCCUGACGCCUUCAAUCCAUUCGCACAGGUCAAGCCAGAGAGCACAUAUGGCAAUACUCAUGUCACAACUCCUUCUGGUCUCGACUCUCCCUUCCGUCUGGACAUGUUCAAUACGGCUCUGACAAACUCGAUUGCCUCUGAAGUCGAGGCCAGUCCCAGACAGAAGUCUGUCGAGUCUGUUGUCGACUCGCCGAUGAGGAAUGAUACUCCCGAGACUCCAUUUGACAAGGAGUACGUAUUACCCUUUGCACGUCAGUCUUACCAGAACAAGAACUUUGGA